AUGACCGCCUCCGACGGCGCGUCCUCCAUCUCCGUCACCGUUCGGGUCCGUCCAUUCACAAUCCGAGAAGCUGCCCAGUUAGCGAAAACCGACGACGGGCCCUUUUUCCUCGGUGAUGGCUCACUCGCCUGUGCGCCCACUCCUCAGCUGAAGCAAAAGGGUCUAAAACCGGUCAUCAAGGUCGUCGACGAUAAGUGCUUAGUGUUUGACCCUCCAGACGACAACCCGGUGCAGCGCCUGAGAUCCCAAGGACCGCAGGGAAAGCGAGUCAAAGACCAGACUUUUGUUUUCGACAAGGUGUUCGACGAAAACACCACCCAGGGCGAUGUGUACGAAGCGACCACGAAGACACUACUGGACAGUGUGCUGGAAGGAUACAAUGCGACGGUGUUUGCGUAUGGCGCGACUGGCUGCGGAAAGACACACACCAUUACCGGCACGGCACAGGCGCCUGGCAUCAUAUUCCUCACGAUGCAGGAGCUGUUUGAGCGGAUACAGGAUGUACAAGAAGAGAAAGUAACAGAGAUAUCGCUGUCCUACCUGGAGAUCUACAACGAGACGAUACGUGAUCUGCUGGUACCGGGCGGGAGCAAGCAGAGCCUGAUGUUGCGCGAAGAUGCGAAUCAAGCAGUGUCGGUAGCUGGCUUGACGAGUCACCAUCCUCAAAAUGUACAAGAAGUGAUGGACAUCAUCGUACGAGGCAACGAAUACCGAACAAUGUCACCCACCGAAGCCAACGCCACCUCCUCGCGCUCGCACGCCGUACUCCAGAUCAACGUCUCACAGAAAGACCGAAACGCAGAUGUCAACGAGCCCCACACCAUGGCUACCCUAAGCAUCAUCGAUCUUGCAGGAAGCGAACGUGCCAGUGCGACGAAGAACCGCGGCGAGCGGCUGCUCGAAGGCGCCAACAUCAACAAGUCUCUCCUUGCGCUCGGAAGCUGUAUCAAUGCGCUCUGCGACCCUCGGAAGCGCAACCAUGUCCCGUACCGCAACUCGAAACUUACCCGUUUACUGAAGUUCUCCCUCGGCGGCAACUGUCGAACUGUGAUGAUUGUCUGCGUCAGUCCCUCUAGCGCGCAUUUCGAUGAGACGCAGAACACGCUCCGGUACGCGAAUCGCGCGAAGAACAUCCAGACCAAGGUGACGAAGAACGUUUACAACGUCAACCGCCACGUGAAGGACUACCUUAAGAAAAUUGACGAGCAGCGCAUUCUCAUUGAUGAGCUGAAAGCAAGAGAGAAGGACCAAGAGAGAGUCUACUUUGACAAAUUCCACAAAUCAACCGAGAAGAGGGAUGGCAUUGUCCGAGACGGCAUUUCAAGGAUACGCAGUGCAUACGAGUUCUCAGCCGCGGAACGACAGGAGAGGAUCAAUACUAUGAAGAGACUCCGGCAAGUGGAGCGCAGAAUUUCCAUGCUCUCUGCGUGGAUAGCUGGCUUCGACGCUGUGACGGAAAUCAGAGAAGACGAGGAACCUCCGAAAAACCUGGUAGCAACGCGCAAGACUGCUUUAGGUAUACAGGCCGAACUGGAGAGCAGCCGGCAGCAUUACCACCAGCGGCUGGCGAAGAACAAUUGGGAACGCGCCGUAGAGACCGCAGUGCAGACCGGCUUGAGGCAAUUGAAAGAGAGCGACGGGGCCAGCGACGGAAGCGAGGCUUCGAGCUUGAUCCGCGAAGCAGAGCUACUGAGAUCAAAUGCCGACCGAGAAGCCUACACGAGCGUCCUGGAGCAGGAGAAAGGCGGCGAUGCAGCCAUCAUGCAAGUCCUGCUGCAAGCACACUUCGAAACUAUCGCAAUCCUCGGCCAGAUCAUGAUAAUGGACGAAGCGGAAGCGGUAAAGGCGGCGAGAAACCUGCUAGGAAAGAUAAGCACCGCUUGCUUAGACGCAACGUCCCAAGUCAUCAAGCCGGAUGGUGGCCUACCUAUCACCGAAGCAUUCCCGCCCACGAAGUCCGGUACGCCUAAGAGGAAGAAGGCGGCAAAUCUGAUGGCUCCUUCCCCAAUGCGAGCACCGAUAUCCAGACCGAGUCUGCUGGAUGCGCCUCAUCUGGGCUCGUCUCCGAUGAAAGGCUCUCCCAGGAGGCGUAAGAUGGGCGGUGCGAAGAAAGGAGUAACCUUCACCCCGAAGAAGAAAUCCCCGGUCAAGAGCCUGAAACGCGGCGUCCGAUGGAAAGAUGACACUGAAGACGGCGCUCUAGCUGAAUUCCAAGUGACGCCGCAGCCCAUCGAGUCGACACCUGAGCAAUCGACUGUCGAGCUCCAACCACCCCCGUUACCAACCCUUGUCUCCGCCUCCGAUCUCGAAUCCUCCCCCGUCCCCGCACCACCGGAAACCUCCCUCGACGCCAAACCCACCAGCUCCCGCUUCCAAACAGGCUUCCUGUCCAAGAAAUCUCAAGGCUCUCCCGCACCCCCAACACUAAGCUAUCUCUCCUCCGACUCCGAGCACUCCCCCCUCCGCGAGAUGGCCGCAAACAGCGCACCCCACCGCUCAUCGCUGCACCACGUCUACACCGCCUCCGCCUCCUCGGACGUAACACCAGCAGACAGCGGCGGCAACUCCUCAUCCUCGGACGAAGCUGAGAAAUCCUGGGGCCUCGACGGCGCGGACGCGAAGAAGAUCCGCACGGCUAUAAAGCGCACCUCGUCCUCAGGCCGGGACAGCAGGACGCAUAGAAGGAGAAGCCCGACCGCGACGGCGCAGGGAAGCCCGCCGAACGAGAACGCGCUGUUCACGGCGAGUCAUGCACGGCGGAUGGGCACGCGGGAGCGGGAGGAAGCGCGGAUGAGCGUGCUGAGUCCGAGGACGGCGCCGGUUGUUAAGACGGGUGCGAGGAGGACGACGACGAUGGGGGAAGAGAGGGGGAGGGAGAGGGAGGGGGUCAGGAGCGGGCAUGUGCGGGUUUCAAGUACAACGCCGACGCCGGGGAGUGUGAGGGGGAGUAUCAUGAAUAGCAAGGGCGUGUGGCGGUAG
Molecule: messenger RNA, 2979 nt
Organism: Coniosporium apollinis CBS 100218
Lineage: Eukaryota; Fungi; Ascomycota; Dothideomycetes
Exons: 3
Coding region: 1-2979 (992 amino acids)
Biological process (GO): microtubule-based movement
Molecular function (GO): microtubule binding; microtubule motor activity; ATP binding
Source: RefSeq, a predicted model, not a curated record